AUGUCCUCGGGUGAGAACGAUGACUCUCUUAAAGUCAAGUGCCUAAACGAUAGUGUAAGGUGGAAUGAGAUUCCCAGUUGUUCUAAUAUAAAUGUGAUUCCCAAUGAUUUCAUUGUGAUCAACAUGACAUGUGAUGUCGAAAAUCCUGAAAGGACGGUAGGUACAAAUAUAAGUGAUUGUGAUAACUCAAGUAUUUUAAGCGUAGAGUCUAGUUUAGUUCCUGUGGGGAAUAACGAACUCGUCCAAUCGGAUAGUCAGAAAUUGGUGAGCCUCUCGCUCUCAAUACUCUUGGCUGCGAUUCUACAGGCGAUGCGUUGUUUCGCCCAAUUCUUAGAGGACAUUGUAGCUCCUCAGCGGUUAUGA
This is a messenger RNA of Pieris macdunnoughi, 363 nucleotides long. The record is from the annotation of a GenBank genome assembly. Lineage: Eukaryota; Metazoa; Arthropoda; Insecta; Lepidoptera; Pieridae.